CGGCUCGCGCACAGUCAGUCUGCAAACUUCGGAGCGUGCGGUUGUCAAGUUUCGGUCGUCUGCGUGUUUUCUCUUUCCCGAUUUCAGCACUCUUCCCGCACACACACUCACACAGCACUCGCCACACACACACACACACACGGACGCAGACACAGGAAGAAGAGAGAGAGAAAGAGAGAGAGAGUGACUAGAGAGAGGGUGGAGCGGAAAGAGGAGGCGACUUUCGCUCGAAUUUCUCGCUGGUUGUUAUUGCUGUUGUUGCUGUUAAUGCCGUUGUUGCUGUGGCCGUAGUGUAUAUACCCACUGUGUGACUCCACUGUGUGCGUGUGUUUUUCCUGAAAGUUCGAAUUCUCUUUUUCCGUCUGCUUGAAAAUCGGACGCGGACUCGGAUUCGGAUUCAGAAUCGGAAUCGAUAGCCAUCAACCAACCAACCAGCCAAUCACCCAACCAGAGUCACCAUGGCCGACAACAACAACUGCCCCAAGUGCAAAAAAUCGAUCGCCGCCAAGGAGGCGGCCGCCACGAGCAUCGGAUGCAGCGGCGAGGACUGCCGAAGGAGGUUCCACCGCACGUGCGUAAACAUCGACGAUGCGACCUUCGAGGCGAUCCAGAAGAACCCGAUGAUAUCCUUCCACUGCGACGAGUGCAAGAACCAGUCGCCGCGAGCCUUUGCAGCCAAACUGCACACCAUCGAGGAAAAGGUCAAUAAGGUGUGCAACGGGGUCAACCAGAUCCAGGGCCGGAUGUACCAGCAGUACUUCCAGUUCGGCAACCAACCGCUCCAGGCACUGGGCGCCUCGGCGGCCGGCGUGGGUGGCGGCGGCAUCGGUGGCGGACUGGACGGGAAGAAGCAUCCGCAGCAGAAUAACCUCAUCGUGGUGGGGAACAACUGCAACUCCGACCGACUGCAGGUGGUCUGUGACUACGGGCGGUGGGUGCAGGUGGGCAAGUUUGCGACGAACACCAGCGAGGAGGACGUGAUCGAUCACCUGGCCGAGGAGCUGAAGAUCAACAAGAACCUGGUCAAGUGCACCAAGCUGGUGAAGAACGACGCCAACCUGUCGCAGUUGUCGUACUGCAAGUUCAAGAUCUCCAUUCCGGACUACCGCUUCAACGAGCUCUUCAACGAGGCCAUCUGGCCCAGCGGCGUGAUGGUCAGUCCCUUCACUCCGCGCUCCCAGCUCAAUCAGAAUCGCCUCUAGAGGGACGGGCCCGGCGGCCGGGAGAGCGGUGACCGGGCGAGGGUGAAGCAGUAAGCUGGAGCACAGGGCAGGCUGAGGAGGAAGAGGAGGAGGAGGAGCAGCUGGAGAGCAGGUACCCAAAGGAGAGAGUGCGCCUGCGCAGGGAGCGGAUGAAUUACGGAUGAUUACGAGCAGCAGUAGGAGGAGGAGGAGGAGGAGGAGGAACUGCAUCGCGGCCUGCCAAACAAGGGUUGCUAUACGGACUGCAGCACACCGCCGAUUCCCCCGAGUGCCGACUUUGGGCUGAUUGAUGGAGCAGCAGGCGGAGGAGCAACUAUUUGCCCCCAUUGUAUGCUAAUUUUCGACACUCGAAAACAUUGUCUAGAUCUUUAAAAGCUUACAGAACCUAUCUAAUGGAAAACCAAGAGCAUAUUUAUUGAAUUAACUUUGAAAAUGCAUUUUAAAAUGUUUUAGCGUUGCGUAAAUAACGAAAUGAAAUCGAUAAAGAAAACCAAAAGUAUUUUAAUGGCAAACUCACAAGUAAAAUAGAUGUGAAGCAAAAAUAUUAGUCAUUUAUGCAUUACUGUCGUACUUAAAUUAAAGUAAACCGAAAACAAAACGAGAAAACUAAUGAAAACCAACUAAACGUACUUAAAGAGAGACACACUCACACACACAAACCGAAAGCGGUUAUUCAGGCGCGUAUUUAAACCAUUUACCAAUUACCAAUUAUCAACCAGGCACCGAGGUUCCCCCUUCAUUUUCCAACUCACUUCCUGGGUCUGGGGUCAUGGGUCAUGGGAUCCAUACCCAGACCGAUGGAGAUUCUACUACGACGCGUGUGCGACUACCUAUCACAUUAAGUACUUAACCGUAACCAAUAUCAAAACCUAUAUUCAAGCAGACGACGGCUUAUAUUGUAUUCGUAUAUGUAUGUAGUUUGAGGCAUUUUCAAAGCUUGUUCGUUCCUGUUCCCAAAGACGUUUGGACAUUUUGCGAACCACUGCACAGGACACUGGCCAGCAGCCAGCAGACCCAUUCAGAUUCAGAUCGAAAGUAUAUAUAGUAUGUAUUUGCGUUUUUCGACGACCGGCAAUCCCGGCAGUUGGGAUGCCCGGAUGGCAGUUACCAGUUACCGGUUACCAGUUACCACACACGUUCCACACGGACAGGACAGAACAGGACAGGACUCGAAACUAGAGGACUCGAAACGAAGCUGGGCAAAUCCGUUGCAAUAAUAACUCACUGACCGAGUAUAAUGGGAUGUACAUUUCGUAAUUGAUCUAUUUUUUUACACCGAUCCGACAGCAAUAUUUUCCGUGGGCUCCACGCCAGCGAUCCGAACAGAACCGUAGAUAUUUACGCAAGAGUCAGCAAACGAAAUGUAAAACACAUAUAUUAUAUAUUUAGUAUACAACAAUAUGCAUGCAUGUAUUUAUGUCAACUUUUUCAAUAAAUUCUACAAAACUUAAAUACCAAA
Molecule: messenger RNA, 2661 nt
Organism: Drosophila yakuba
Lineage: Eukaryota; Metazoa; Arthropoda; Insecta; Diptera; Drosophilidae
Exons: 1
Coding region: 459-1202 (247 amino acids)
Source: RefSeq, a predicted model, not a curated record